This is a messenger RNA of Nannospalax galili (Upper Galilee mountains blind mole rat), 2370 nucleotides long. RefSeq names its product bestrophin 2 (gene Best2). The record is from RefSeq and is a predicted model, not a curated record. Gene Ontology annotation, molecular function: chloride channel activity. NCBI's taxonomy places the organism in Eukaryota, Metazoa, Chordata, Mammalia, Rodentia, Spalacidae. The transcript has 10 exons. Bases 494 to 2023 code for a protein of 509 amino acids.
CAGAUCUAGGUUCCAGCUGCCUUGGACCUGCUAAAGAAUGUCUGGGAGGGAGACAGGGAGGAGCAAGGAAGGACAGGACAUGCUUCUCCCCCAUCCCAGGUGACAAGCUGGCGGGGCCCUUCUCCAAACAAAGUUCUCAGACGGAUGGAUUUGGGAGGGGCUGCCCACACCCACUCCCCAGCCCCCUCCUACACAGGGUCUGGCUUCAGCCCCACCCAGUACCAAAGCCACCCUCCCAUUCAGUCUCUGUCCCUGUGUGUCCUUGCAUUGCCACCUUCAGCACAGGUGAGAAGGACCCAACCCCGGGAGAAUCCUCUGGAGCCCUGGGGACUGACUGGCUUUUGGGCAGAACUCCUGCUGACAGGGGCACCUCUCCACCCGCGACCGAAAUCCCCAGCCAGAUCCCCUCCCAGCGCCAGCAUUCCUUCCUCGGCUCACAGGACCAGGCGCAGGCUAGCCCCUUCUCCAGUGGCCCCACCGGCCCGGCGCAGCGAUGACGGUCACCUACACAGCCCGAGUGGCGAACGCCCGCUUCGGUGGCUUCUCGCAGCUGCUGGUGCUGUGGCGCGGAAGCAUCUACAAGCUCCUGUGGCGAGAGCUGCUCUGUUUCCUGGGGCUCUACAUGGCGCUGAGCGCCGCCUACCGCUUCGUCCUUUCGGAAGAGCAGAAGCGCUACUUCGAGAAGCUUGUCAUAUACUGCGACCAGUACGCCAGCCUCAUCCCGGUCUCCUUCGUGCUCGGCUUCUACGUGACGCUGGUUGUACAUCGCUGGUGGAAUCAGUACCUAAGUAUGCCUCUGCCCGACGCGCUCAUGUGUGUGGUCGCGGGCACUGUGCACGGGCGCGAUGAUCGAGGCCGCCUCUACCGCCGCACGCUCAUGCGCUACGCAGGGCUCUCGGCUGUGCUGAUCCUGCGCUCUGUCAGCACAGCGGUCUUCAAGCGGUUCCCCACCAUAGACCACGUGGUGGAGGCGGGAUUUAUGACCCGCGAGGAGCGCAAGAAGUUCGAGAACUUGAACUCAUCUUACAACAAGUAUUGGGUGCCUUGUGUGUGGUUCUCCAACCUGGCGGCGCAGGCGAGGAGAGAGGGUCGCAUUCGCGACAACAGCGCUCUUAAACUGCUGCUAGAGGAGCUGAAUGUGUUUCGCGGCAAAUGUGGAAUGCUGUUUCACUACGACUGGAUCAGUAUACCCCUCGUCUACACUCAGGUAGUGACCAUAGCAGUGUACAGCUACUUCCUGGCUUGCCUCAUCGGUCGUCAGUUCCUGGACCCGGCGCAGGGCUACAAAGACCACAGCCUGGACCUGUGCAUUCCCAUUUUCACCUUACUGCAGUUCUUCUUCUACGCAGGCUGGCUCAAGGUGGCAGAGCAGCUCAUCAACCCCUUCGGAGAGGACGACGACGACUUUGAGACCAACUUUCUGAUUGACCGCAACUUCCAGGUGUCGAUGCUGGCCGUCGACGAGAUGUACGACGACCUGGCCAUGCUGGAGAAAGAUCUGUACUGGGAUGCGGCAGAGGCUCGUGCGCCCUACACCGCGGCCACCGCUUUCUUACUGCAGCAGCCCUCAUUCCAGGGCUCCACCUUUGACAUAGCGCUGGCUAAGGAAGACAUGCAGUUCCAGCGGCUGGACGGCGUGGACGGCCCCCUAGGAGACGCGCCGGUGGACUUCCUGCAGCGCCUCCUACCGGCAGGUGCUGGGACUGCGGGAGGAGGCCUGCUAGGCCGGCGCCUGUCGCUGCUAAAGCGUAAGAACAGCUGCGUGUCAGAGACAUCCACCGCUGCCAGCUGCGCAUGUGCAAGUGCGGCGGAUGGCGGCCCAGAGUGCGGCUGCGGAGACCCAUUGCUCGACCCCAGCCUUCGGGAGCCGGAGCCUGAGCCCCCUGCAUGCCUUGAGCCGCCUGCCUCCAUCCCGGGGCCUCCUUCGGAGCCCUUUACCACCGUGUCUAUUCCUGGGCUCCGGGUCCCGGCGCCGCCCUGGCUUCCCAGCCCUAUUGGAGAGGAGGAAGAGAGUCUGGCUUGAGAACCAGCGGCCGGGAUCCCUAUGGACAGGGAACCAAGCCUACACAAAGCACCCCACGGUCCUGCUGUGCCUGCUGUGCCACUCUGAUCAGUUCUGCCCCCUACUGGGGCUGUUGUUAAGGGCCCGGAUUCUCCAAGCUGCUGCUCUUGCUCUUUCAACCCCCAGCUUCUUUAAAUGGCUUUGCAUCAAACCACUACCACCUGACUGGUGGCCUCUGGCAGCGUGUCCUGCCUGUGUUCUUCCCUUCCAGUGAAACUGUGAGUGUCUACCUCAUGGAACUGUAAAGAUGAAACAAAAUGAUGAUUUUAAAGCAUUGGAUUUUUAUAGUAGGUGCUCAAUAAAUGGAA